Cadophora gregata is the source of this 240-nucleotide messenger RNA. RefSeq lists its product as uncharacterized. The record is from RefSeq and is a predicted model, not a curated record. Bases 1 to 240 code for a protein of 79 amino acids. The transcript has a single exon. Lineage: Eukaryota; Fungi; Ascomycota; Leotiomycetes; Helotiales; Ploettnerulaceae.
AUGGCGUUAGAAGAAGCCUGCACCUCACUUGCUUCCUCGAUCCAAAAAUGGGGCAAGAAAUUCACCCGCGAGACGAAUGCCGAGAUGGUGGAUUUGAUCACUAAUAUACAUGAGAUUGAGGGGAAUGAUUAUUCGGGUGUCAGUGUGGAGAAGGGCAUCACGUAUGGGGAGGAGGAGAGGCAGAGGUUGGAUGUGAGUGAAGCAAUGUUCUCAAUCAAAGUGGGAACUCGAUUUGGCUAG